Messenger RNA from Antechinus flavipes (yellow-footed antechinus), 1536 nucleotides. RefSeq lists its product as uncharacterized. The transcript is spliced from 6 exons. The coding region runs from base 1 to 1536 and encodes 511 amino acids. The record is from RefSeq and is a predicted model, not a curated record. Lineage: Eukaryota; Metazoa; Chordata; Mammalia; Dasyuromorphia; Dasyuridae.
AUGGGCCGCAGGGCCCCCAGUUCAGGCCUCCUGCUCUCCCUGGGUUCCCAGCCUUCCUCCAUCACCUUUUGCCUGAUUAACUGCGUUUCCAAAGGAAUAAGCUGCGAGGACAACAGGAAAGAGUGCCUCACGGCCAAGUACCGAGAGCUCUCCUCCCUCCCUCCCUCUCUGCUGUGGCCACCUCUCGCUUCCUGCACGGGUCUGGCUAAAGUGGCGCUGUCUGAGUCCUCGGCCUCCGCUCAGAAUUCGCUUACGCGGCCCAUUUUUCUGGGCUCCCUGGCCUUGACUUGGAGACUCUGCAGGGAGGAAGAGCAGAGCCUGGGGGAGCGAGAGGCUGAGGCAUUGUCUGAAAGCGGAAUAAGAAGUGAGCAAACUGAAACCUGGGCACGAACUGGAGGCCAGCCCCGGGCCCAGCCAGCCCCCAGCCAGGCCCAGGCCCAGCCCCAGCCAGCCCCCAGCCAGCCCCCAACCAGCCCCAGCCAGCCCCCAGCCAGCCCCCAGACAGCCCCCAGACAGCCCCCAGACAGCCCCCAGCCAGCCCCCAGCCAGCCCCCAGCCAGCCCCCAGCCAGCCCCAGGCCCAGCCAGCCCCCAGCCAGCCCCAGGCCCAGCCCCAGCCAGCCCCCAGCCAGCCCCAGCCCCCAGCCAGCCCCAGCCCCCAGCCAGCCCCCAGCCAGCCCCCAGCCAGCCCCCGGCCCAGGCCCAGCCCCAGCCCCAGGCCCAGGCCAGCCCCAGGCCCAGCCCCAGGCCCAGCCCCAGCCCCGGGCCCAGCCAGCCCCCAGCCAGCCCCAGCCAGCCAGCCCCCGGCCAGCCCCAGGCCCAGCCAGCCCCCGGCCAGCCCCCGGCCAGCCCCAGGCCAGCCCCAGGCCCAGCCCCAGGCCCAGCCCCAGCCAGGCCCAGCCCCCGGCCCAGCCCCAGCCCCAGCCAGCCCCAGCCAGGCCCAGGCCCAGGCCCAGCCCCAGGCCCAGCCAGCCCCAGCCAGGCCCAGGCCCAGCCAGCCCCAGCCAGCCCCCAGCCCCCGGCCCAGCCCCAGGCCCAGCCAGCCCCCAGCCAGGCCAGGCCCAGCCCCAGGCCCAGCCAGCCCCAGGCCAGGCCCAGCCCCCGGCCAGCCCCAGGCCCAGCCAGCCCCCAGCCAGCCCCAGGCCCAGCCCCAGCCAGCCCCAGGCCCAGCCAGCCCCCAGCCAGCCCCCGGCCAGCCCCAGGCCCAGCCCCCAGCCAGCCCCCAGCCAGCCCCAGGCCAGCCCCCAGCCAGCCCCAGGCCAGCCCCCGGCCCAGCCAGCCCCAGCCAGCCCCAGGCCCAGCCAGCCCCCAGCCAGGCCAGGCCCAGCCCCAGGCCCAGCCCCAGGCCCAGCCCCAGCCCAGGCCCAGCCCCGGGCCCAGCCAGCCCCCAGCCAGCCCCAGGCCAGCCAGCCCCCGGCCCAGCCCCAGGCCCAGCCAGCCCCAGGCCAGCCCCAGCCAGCCCCAGCCAGCCCCAGGCCAGCCCCAGAAACCCAAGAGACACUUCAGUGAGCGCUUUUCCAAUCUUUAUUACAAGUGA